Molecule: messenger RNA, 3376 nt
Organism: Drosophila rhopaloa
Lineage: Eukaryota; Metazoa; Arthropoda; Insecta; Diptera; Drosophilidae
Gene: MICAL-like
Product: MICAL-like protein 1
Exons: 1
Coding region: 198-3257 (1019 amino acids)
Molecular function (GO): protein binding
Source: RefSeq, a predicted model, not a curated record
UGUGUUUGUCUUGAAUUUUUGAGUCACCUUUUUGCCUUGUUUACAUUUAAUGUAAUUUCUACAAGAUUAAUCUAAAUUAAUUUUAUUUCCGACUUAAGUGGCAUAAUGUUUCUUUGUUGCUUACCAAGUGCAACAUUAAUUUAAGCUGUUAUCGUCCUAAAGUAAUUUCCUGAUAAGACAACAAUUAACAUAUUAAAAUGACCGAACGUCGUGGCACGCAAGGCACAAAAGCCCUGGAGUACUGGUGCCGAGUUAUAACCCAAGGAUAUAAUGGAGUUAAGAUCGAGAAUAUGACGACUUCGUGGCGAAACGGGCUCGCCUUUUGCGCAAUUAUACAUCACUUUCGACCGGAUCUUAUAGAUUUCGAUCAAUUGAAGGCUGCUGAUAUCUAUGAAAACAACGAUUUGGCCUUUACUACGGCCGAGAAGUACUUAGGAAUUCCCGCUUUGCUGGAUGCAGCUGAUAUGGUUUCGUAUGAAGUACCCGACAGACUAUCCAUACUAACAUAUUUGUCCCAGUUUUACAAGGUGCUCGGCAAGAGCCUCAAAAUUCCUAAGCCGGAAGAAUCGUUUCCCGAUGAAAGUGAGCCGCCACAAAAGAUUAUGCAUAUUGUUGGAAUGCCACGGCGUGAUAAGUGCCAGAAAUGUGAACUCCCGGUUUUUCUGGCUGAAAGAGUUCUUGUGGGAAAACGGGCUUAUCAUCGCACUUGUUUAAAAUGUGCACGAUGUGGUUCAUUACUCACACCAGGCAGUUUUUAUGAAACCGAGGUUAAUAAUAUAUAUUGUUGCGAGACUUGCCCCGAUGAAGAAAGCGAAACUGAAUCAGAAAUUGUAGAACUGAAGACAUCCAAUAUUGACCCUGCUAUUGGUCAAAUACUUGUGGCUGCAAGUCCUGACCAUUUCAACGAUUAUAAAAACAAGGAAGACCUGGAAGACAAUAACAAGCCUUUAAGUACAACUGAGAACCCAUUAGUCACUGAAACGCCGUCCAACUUAGAUAAAGAAAAUGAAGUUGUAAUUGAAAAAACAAUACCUUCUGAACUAAAUGAAGACGAUAGAGCAACAAGAUCAAUACAACCUGAAAAUAAUAAACCAAUAAGUUCUGAACAAAAGGAAAAUGAAAAACCAAUAAUUACUGAACAAACUAUAGAUCCAACUAAUGAUUCUGUAAAUCCUGAUUUACGACAGAAACCCAAUACUUGUACAGUUGCAUUAGACGAAGAAGAUGGCAUUCUUUCUGAAGAAGCCACGACUUUAACCACUGUCGAAAAAUUAAAUGAACCAGAAGACACAAGCUCAACGUCAGAAUUACCUAUUCCAGAACUACCGCUAUCACCAAUCCCAGAACUACCGCUAUCACCAAUUCCAGAACCACCGCUAUCACCAAUUCCAGAAAGUAACACUCAAGAAGAUAUCAAAACUGAACAUAAUAUUAACUGUAAUACAGAAAAUGAAAUUUUCUCUAAAACAGAAAGCUGCUCUAAGCAGGAAGAAUAUAUCUUUAAACAAAAGGAUCUCGAGACUCCCAAGGAGACCAUAGAGACAAAAGAAACUGAAACUCACUAUCCAGAGGAUUUAAAUCCUUUUAAAGACGAUGAUGAUUCAAGUAAGGGUGCUAAUCCUUUCGACAGCUCCGACGAUGAAGUUGAGCUUUUAAAAACCAUUCCACACCAAGAAGGCAAAGGAAGCAUUCUGAAAAGAGAUAAGGUCGUACCGCCCCGUCCACCUCCACCCAAAAUAGGCCUAGCCGUAUCUAAACCAUCAGAAGAUCAACAUUCCAGCCCUACCCUUUCUCAAGGGAAAAAAUUGCCGAUGCCUACACCCAGAAUAUCUAUAUCAAAACCCGCAACUGCAGCAAACUCAAUGACUCAUCAAGACCAGAAAAAUAACUUUAAUAUUUCCUCUUCAUCUACGGAGCACUUAGACAGCUCGAGACCUUUCGACCGUGGUGCAGAUGACCGUGGCUCAAGCGUCUCUUUGCCAUCUAGUAUUGCGCCUCGAAAGCCACUUCGUGCCUCAGGAGCGACUCCAUUAAAAAGCGAGGAUCUAAGUCCAACGACCAGCCUUAGUUCAAUUACAUCACCUACGCGGAAGAAGCGCCAAGCACCUUUGCCUCCAAAACAGGUCGACUUUGAGAGUGAACCAGGAUUUUCCAAAUUAUCUGAUGAACAAAAGGCUUUGUUGCAUAAUCAGCACAAGACCUAUAAUCAGAGUGAUUCCACCAGAAGAUUAAUACCACUCGACCAGAGCUUACUCUCUGAUGAAACAACAGAAUCGAGCAACUACGAGGACAGCUUAAACACUUCAAAUGUUGACGAAGAGGUAAAUAUAGUAUAUCGUCGCAUUUUGGUUCCCCCCACUCAGCCCGAAAACAAGGAGGAUAAAAAGACCCCGAUCGUUUAUAACGACUUUGAUAGAAACGUAAGUCCUUUGGGUUACAAUAAAUCAACCCAUGGUAAAUGGAAACGUAGGAAAGGUCCAGCUCCAGCGGUUCCUAUACCACCCCGAAAAGUUUUACAAAGGCUUCCGCUGCAAGAAAUUCGACAUGAAUUUGAAAUUAUUGCCGUACAACAGUUAGGCCUCGAGAAACAAGGGGUUAUACUGGAAAAAAUGAUACGAGAUCGUUGUGAGCGCUCUUUAGAUGCAAGGGAAAAUACAAACGAGGAACCAGGUGCAUCAACAACCGAUGGUUCCGAAUCUACAGACUCGCAGAUAACAAACUCCAAGGAAGUAGAGGAUCUUAUAUUGCAACUUUUUGAGCUGGUGAACGAAAAAAAUGAAUUGUUCCGCAGACAAGCGGAGUUGAUGUAUCUUCGACGGCAGCACCGUUUGGAACAGGAACAGGCUGACAUUGAACACGAAAUUCGAGUAUUAAUGGGUCAACCGGAGCACAACAAAACUGACUCGGAUAAAGCCCACGAAGAAGUAUUAAUCAAUCGCCUCGUUAAGGUUGUUGAGAUGCGCAACGAAGUAAUUGAUAGUCUAGAGACUGAUAGAGUUCGCGAGGCGCGAGAAGAUAUGAGCAUUAAGAACCGACUACAUAUUUACAAUUCAGAGCGCGAGGAACCAGCAAUUCUGAAAAGCGCAGAUAAGUCAUCCAAAAAAUUGUCAAAGAAGGAACGAAAGAAACUUAAGGAAGAAAAUAAAUUGGGCAGAGGGAAAAAAUCGGACCUAGAUAAGGAUGUAGACGAGUCUGAACCAGCACCUGUUUUGGAAAAGGGAAAAAAGAAACGAAACUUGUUUUUUUUGAAAAUGUGAACAAAGUAGGGCACCCUUUUGUAUGUGUCGAACAAUUAUCUUUAUUUUUAUAAAUUUAUAACUUAUUAAGUUUUUCUAUUGCCAUAGAUGAGCAUUUCAAUAAAUACAAGAUCAAAAUA